GAAAAACUUCAGAAAAUGCAACAAUUUUUUGGUUUGAAAAUGACUGGAAAACUGGAUAAUGAGACAUUGGAAAUGAUGAAGAAAUCCAGGUGUGGAGUUCCUGAUGUGGGUCUCUAUGGCUUCACUCUGCCUGGAUGGAAAAAAAACAAACUGACAUACAGAAUUGUAAACUACACACCAGAUAUGAGGAAGGAGGAUGUGGCUAAAGCAAUUGAGAAGGCAUUUGAAGUGUGGAGUGCUGUCACCCCGCUGGUUUUCACUCGCAUCCAUAAGGGGAUAGCAGAUAUAAUGAUUGCUUUUGGGACCAAAGUUCAUGGACAUUGCCCUCGCUAUUUUGAUGGCCCCCUUGGAGUUCUUGCUCAUGCCUUUCCACCUGGCAGUGGUUUAGGAGGUGAUGUGCACUUUGAUGAGGAUGAAGACUGGACCACAGGCUCAGCUGGGUUCAACUUGUUCCUUGUUGCUGCUCAUGAGUUUGGCCAUGCCCUGGGUCUCUCCCAUUCUAAUGAUCAGAGGGCUCUCAUGUUCCCCAAUUAUGCCUACGUCAGCCCCAGUGAAUUUCCCCUUUCUCCAGAUGAUAUAAGUGGCAUUCAGUCUAUUUAUGGAUCCCGACCAAAUGCCCCAGAUAAAAAGCCAACUACCCCUAACUCACCUAAAAUCUGUGGCUCCCAGAUGUCUUUCGAUGCUAUAACUACAUUCCGACAAGAGGUCAUUUUUCUAAAGGGCAGGCACUUAUGGAGGGUAUAUCCUGAUAACUCAGAAGCUGAGCGUGAGUUAAUUUCUGCCUUCUGGCCAAAUCUGACUCCUGGUAUUGAAGCUGCUUAUGAGAACACAAAAGAUCAAAUCCUACUUUUCAAAGGCAACAAAUUCUGGGUUAUCAGUGGAUAUCAGGUGUUGCUUGGUUAUCCAAAGAAUAUCAACAUACUGGGCUUCCCUAAAGGUGUCAAGAAAGUUGAUGCAGCUGUUUGUAAUAAAAAUACAGGGAAGACAGACUUUUUCAUAGGUGACAAGUACUGGAGGUUUGAUGAAAACAGCCAGUCCAUGGAGAAGGGUUAUCCUAGACUGACAGUCGAUGAAUUUCCAGGAAUUAGUCAGAGGGUUGAUGCAGUUUUUCAACAGAAAGGAUUAUUCUACUUCUUCCAUGGAUCGAAACAGUGGGAGUUUGACCCUAUUGCUAAAAAAGUUAUCAGAGAAAUGGAGAGCAACAGUUGGUUUAACUGUUAG
Molecule: messenger RNA, 1221 nt
Organism: Catharus ustulatus (Swainson's thrush)
Lineage: Eukaryota; Metazoa; Chordata; Aves; Passeriformes; Turdidae
Product: matrix metalloproteinase-27-like
Exons: 9
Coding region: 16-1221 (401 amino acids)
Biological process (GO): proteolysis; extracellular matrix organization; collagen catabolic process
Cellular component (GO): extracellular matrix
Molecular function (GO): metalloendopeptidase activity; zinc ion binding
Source: RefSeq, a predicted model, not a curated record